Messenger RNA from Anoplopoma fimbria (sablefish), 429 nucleotides. Its product is annotated as myeloid protein 1-like. NCBI's taxonomy places the organism in Eukaryota, Metazoa, Chordata, Actinopteri, Perciformes, Anoplopomatidae. Bases 1 to 429 code for a protein of 142 amino acids. The transcript has 3 exons. The record is from RefSeq and is a predicted model, not a curated record.
AUGAGACCAAAGAGUGACAUCAGCUGCAGCAGACUGGGAGGCCUCUGCCAAGCUAACCGAUACAUCUGCCAAGGCCGAUACCUGAAAGACAAGUGUUCAGGGGACAAAACGAGCAGAGAUAAUGGCCUACAUAAAGCAGUGGACCUGGUGUGUGAUGACUAUGGCAUUGUCAAUGCCCCAUUCUCGGGCUCUCUGAUGGGUCCAGUGAGUCGGAAAGAGCCGGCUGGGAUUCAGUAUGAUGGUAUCAAAUUUCUCAAUGAUGAGCACUGUGUGAAGAUCUUCAACAUCCGUCCUUACCGUUACAUGGGCCCGGUGGCUCAGGGAGUACCUUUAGGCUAUCUGUUGCCACUGCAGGAUCGCUUCUCCGGCAUCACCUCACACCUGGAGCUGCAAAUGUGUGACGGCAGUGACCCUUCACCUUUCAUAUGA